Myodes glareolus (Bank vole) is the source of this 2563-nucleotide messenger RNA. Its product is annotated as intestinal-type alkaline phosphatase. Lineage: Eukaryota; Metazoa; Chordata; Mammalia; Rodentia; Cricetidae. The record is from RefSeq and is a predicted model, not a curated record. Gene Ontology annotation, molecular function: alkaline phosphatase activity. Gene Ontology annotation, biological process: dephosphorylation. Gene Ontology annotation, cellular component: plasma membrane.
UCCCAGAUCUCCAUCUCUGCUGUCUCACCCCCAGCCCCAGCCAUGCAGGGAGCCUGGCUGCUGCUGCUGCUGCUGGGCCUCAGGUUGCAGCUGUCACUGAGUGUCAUCCCAGUGGAGGAGGAGAACCCAGCCUUCUGGAACCAAAAGGCAGCUGAAGCUCUGAGUGCUGCCAAGAAGCUGCAGCCCAUUCAGACGUCAGCCAAGAACCUCAUCAUCUUCCUGGGGGACGGGAUGGGGGUGCCCACAGUGACAGCCACCCGGAUCCUAAAGGGACAGUUGGAAGGCCAUCUAGGACCUGAGACACCCCUAGCCAUGGACCGCUUCCCAUAUAUGGCUCUGUCCAAGACCUACAGUGUGGACAGACAGGUCCCAGACAGUGCCAGCACAGCCACAGCCUACCUGUGCGGGGUGAAGACCAACUACAAGACCAUUGGUGUGAGCGCGGCCGCACGGUUUGAUGAGUGCAACACCACAUUCGGCAAUGAGGUCAUCUCGGUGAUGUACCGUGCCAAACAAGCAGGAAAGGCCGUAGGACUGGUGACCACCACAAGGGUGCAGCACGCCUCUCCAGCCGGCACGUAUGUUCACACGGUGAAUCGGAACUGGUACGGGGACGCUGAUAUGCCUGCCUCGGCCCUGCAGGAAGGAUGCAAGGACAUUGCCACACAACUUGUCUCCAACAUGGACAUCAAUGUGAUCCUUGGUGGGGGCCGAAAAUACAUGUUUCCUGAAGGAACCCCAGACCCUGAGUAUCCGAAUGAUGUUAACCAGACCGGAACCAGACUUGAUGGCAGGAACCUGGUGGAAGAAUGGCUGUCGAAGCACCAGGGAGCCCAGUAUGUUUGGAACCGUGAAGAACUCAUUCAGAAGUCCCUCGAUCCGUCAGUGACAUACCUCAUGGGCCUCUUUGAGCCUGUAGACACAAAAUUCGACAUUCAACGAGACCCCUUAAUGGAUCCAUCUCUGAAGGACAUGACAGAGGCAGCCCUGAGAGUGCUGAGCAGGAACCCCAACGGCUUCUACCUCUUUGUGGAGGGUGGCCGAAUCGACCGUGGUCACCAUCUGGGCACAGCAUAUCUGGCGCUGACUGAGGCUGUCAUGUUUGACACAGCCAUCGAGAAGGCCAGCCAGCUCACCAGUGAGAAAGACACAUUGACCAUUGUUACUGCUGACCACUCCCAUGUCUUCUCCUUUGGCGGCUACACAUUUCGGGGGACCUCCAUCUUCGGGCUGGCCCCGCUCAAAGCUCUGGACGGCAAGUCCUACACCUCCAUCCUGUAUGGCAACGGCCCGGGCUAUGUUGGUACAGGGGAAAGACCCAACGUCACCGCUGCUGAAAGCGGUGACCCCUCAUACCAGCAGCAGGCAGCUGUGCCGGUAAAGUCGGAGACCCACGGCGGGGAGGAUGUGGCAAUAUUCGCGCGUGGCCCGCAGGCACACCUGCUGCACGGAGUGCAGGAGCAGAAUUACAUCGCGCACGUCAUGGCCUUUGCAGGCUGCCUGGAGCCCUACACCGACUGCAAUCUGCCGCCUCCUGAGGACGAGAGCAGUGAAACCAACCCGAGCCAGACCACCACAACAACCCGCCAGUCCACCACGACAACUCGCCAGACCACCAUGAUAACUCGCCAGAUCACCACCACCGUCCCUGUCCCGGAUAGAGCUGGUAGCCUAGGCCCAGUCACCACCCCACUGGCCCUGUCGCUGCUGGCCGGAACGUUGCUGAUGCUACUGGGGGUUGUUGCCUAGUCCUCCGGGGCUCCACCCGCCAGGUCCCAGGCCCUAACCUGGUGCUUCCUUUACCUUGACCUCCCACUAACUUCUCAUUGUCCCCUCCCUCGACUGCACCUCUAUCCCGUGCUCCCUGCAUUCUGGCUGUGGGCCCUACCCCAGGACUUCUCUGCUAGUGGCCUCAACCCUUAUCCCAGCCUAGAGUGGCUGCUUCCAGGGCACCUACCCAAGCAUUCACAAGGGGACAGUCACUCUGAAUUAGCAGCCAGCCUCAGACCUCACAGAGCUCCUCCUUCCGGAGGCACCAUGACAACAUGGCCCUGAUUCCCCUGGGGCAGUUUGGACUCUCCUCUCUGACCUCAGCCACCAGCUGCUUGCAAAGGAGAGGGCCUCAACAAUAAUUUAUAGAGAGCCAAGCCUGCACCCUCCCAUUGUUGCUCCCACCAAGCUUGGAUUCCUGCAGGCUCUGAGGCACCCAGGACUAGGGCCCGAGAGACUACAAGAAGAGGCUGACUUCCCGCCAUACCCCAAUCCACUCUGCCAGCAAGAAGGCUGCUGCCCUGGGAUCACCCCCUGGCCUUUGGUAUAAUCCUUUCCCACCCGCUGGGCCAGCUCCACACUCAGAAGCCUUCAUGGCCCAACCAUGCCAAUCCACAGAGAGAAGAUUCUGGAGUCACUCAGCCCUCCCAUGUCUACUGCCCAGCUAGGAAAUUCACGGAGCUGCUCCUCAGCCGACUCCUACAUCACCUCAGGCUGCACCUACAUUUCUGAAUUAAGGAAAUACCCUACUCCCGGGAGAGGCAAAUCAAUAAUAAAGUGUUAUGCAAUGCAA